UCAGAAUCAGAAUCGAAUGAAGAUGCAUCAUCAUUGUCAUCAUUGUUAUCGAUCGGUGAUGAUCAUCAUUUUGGCCACAAAAUCUCUUCUUUCUCUCCAUCGGUGUGUUUUUUGUGAUUAAUCAAUUGAUUGAUUGAUUGGACAUCAACAGACCUCCAACAUUAUCAACGUUUAUCAACGUUUAUAAUCUUCAUUCGUAAACGAUAAUGGAUCCAACAUAUUUAGCAAGUUUAAAUAAUACCUAUGAAUUAGAAUUAUUAAAUGAUCGAUGGCAAAUAAUAUUAAUUGUUUGGUAUAGUUCAACAGCAAUUUUAUCAUUAAUAUCAAAUAUUUUGGCUAUAUUUAUAUUAAUAACAUCUGAUCGUUUUAUGUCUGAAAUAUGGAAAUAUUUAGUAAAUCUAUCGGUUGCUGAUAUAUUAAUGGCAAUGUUUUCCAUACCAUUUACAUAUACAUCAUUCAUGUUGGGACAAUGGAUAUUUCCAACAUGGCUUUGUCCAUUGAUACAAUCUGUACAACUUUGUUCUGUUUAUGUUUCUGUUUAUACAUUAGCUGUUAUUGGUUUUGAUCGUUAUUUUGCAAUCAUACAUCCAUUUAAUCAUCCGAUAAUUUAUUUGAAAACACAUCGUUUAUUAAUUAUAAUUAUAAUUUGGAUUACUGGUGUAAUGUUUUCAUUUAUACAACUGAUACAAACACGUGCUGUACCAUUCCGAUAUCGUAAUCAAAUAUUAUAUGAUUGUAAAGAAUUAUGGGGACAAAAUGAAGGACAAUAUUAUACAAUAUUUUUAUUUAUUAUAACAUUUGGCCUUCCAAUAUCCAUACUAAUAUUUGUUUAUGCAUCAAUCGGACUACAUUUAUGGCGAAACAAAAUUCCUGGUAAUCCUGAAAUGAUACGUGAUUCAGCUAAAUGGCAACAAAAAAUUAAAAUUAUUAAAAUGUUAAUUAUGAUUGUUUUGAUAUUUGUUUUAUGUUGGUUACCGAUACAUAUACAUUCAUUUAUUGUUUGGUUUCAUCCAAUACGUUUUCAAACUUAUUUAGGUUAUCUAUUGUAUGUUAUAUCAUUUUUUAUUUGUCAUUGGCUUGCAAUGGCACAUAGUUUUCUUAAUCCAUUUAUUUAUGGUUUUAUGAGUGAAAAUUUUAAGACAAACUUUCAUCGAUUAUUCUGUCAAACAACAACAACAACAACAUCAGCGGCAAUGAAAUUACGUAAAAAACAUAAAAAACAACAAACGAAACGAAAAUGUUUAUUAUCAUCCAACACGAUAGAAAGAGGCGUACAACAACAACAACAACCAUUACCGCAACUACCACCAUCGCAACAAGCACGUGUUGAUGGUAAUAAUAUUGGUGGCGUUCUUGACAAUGGUCGUGAUAAUGUUGUCAUGGAUGAUAUUGAUCUGGAUCAUGAUCAUAAUGAUCAUCAUAUAGCUGAAUUAGAUAAUCCAAGUACAACAACAGCAACAACAACAAAUAUUAUGAUGAUAACUGCAAAUGAAUCGAUUAUUUCAUCAUCAAUAUCAUCAUCAUAUACAUGAUUCAUUAUUAUGAUGAUUUGAAUUUUGGCGCCAUCAUUUUUGACCUUGUCAUUUUGGAAAAAAAGCCAUCUUGUCAUUUCGUGUUGGAUAUAUUGAUCCACAUAUGGAAACUAUGUUUGUUUGGUUUUCCCGUGUUUUCUUUCUGAUUUUUUUUGUUUGUUAAUGUUGAAUUUACCAAAGUGCAAGCCAUA
Messenger RNA from Dermatophagoides pteronyssinus (European house dust mite), 1723 nucleotides. Its product is annotated as RYamide receptor-like. The record is from RefSeq and is a predicted model, not a curated record. Gene Ontology annotation, biological process: G protein-coupled receptor signaling pathway. Gene Ontology annotation, cellular component: plasma membrane. Gene Ontology annotation, molecular function: neuropeptide Y receptor activity. NCBI's taxonomy places the organism in Eukaryota, Metazoa, Arthropoda, Arachnida, Sarcoptiformes, Pyroglyphidae.